Molecule: messenger RNA, 2229 nt
Organism: Triticum turgidum subsp. durum (durum wheat)
Lineage: Eukaryota; Viridiplantae; Streptophyta; Magnoliopsida; Poales; Poaceae
Source: the annotation of a GenBank genome assembly
AUGGCGACAGAGGUCAAUCAAAACUGUUUUGCGUGGCCGCAUGAGGAAUCAUCUGGACAGGAUACCUCUCAGGGAACAACGCAAGUGUUUGACCAUGGUUCCAUAUCUUUUGGAAGAUUCGAUUUGGAAUCGCUAGCAUGGGAAAAGUGGUCUGUUUUUACCAAUGACAGGCGCACUGAGGAGUUUGUUAAAUUCAAUGGAUUAGUUGCUAAGAAGAAGGCAUACUUUGAAGAAUACUUUAAGAGGAUUAGGGAGCUAAAGGCUUUAGAACAACAAAACCAACAAACUGAACUGAAUCUAGAGUACAGUGGCGAUGGUAGUGAUUCUAGUCAGACAGGAGAAGACGAACCAGUUGCAAAGCAUGCAUCUCCUGCUGGAUCUGGAACUCAUGUUGAUGAUUCCAUGGGACAAAUAGCAGCCGAGACCACACCUGAGCAUCGACUGGGAUGCUACAAGGAUCACAAUGAGAGCAUAGGUAAUGGAAUUUCCACAUUGACUCGUUCUUCAUCAGUUGGAGGCUUACAGAUAAAUGGCGAAGAAACCAGAGAAAAUGCAAGCAGUGAUAAACAAAAUGCUAAAUGUGGUCAAGAUGAUCUGCUGAUGCCCAAUGAAGCUACGAUGACCCCUAAGAGAAUUAUUGAGAAAUGCUCCCGGAUUAGUCAAGCUUCAAAAAUUAUUCCAAAGACGGUCAAGAUGACUUCUAGUUAUAAUCCUGAUCACACAGUUGUCAGUAAGGGUCCUGAAUCAGCCAAGCCCAUUGUGAUAAAUCAGAAAACCAAGCCUGGAAAUAUUCAAUCAUUGCGGAAUCCAAAAGCAGCAACCACCAAUGUGAUUGGCACCACGGGAAGAACCAAACGUGUGCCCAAAGAAGAUCCUGGUGCCAUAGCUCUUAGAAGACCUUCCUCAGCAGCAUCGCAACGGCCCUCCACCAGGGAACGACGGCCUGUCACCAGAGACGGUUCACGGAACCCUGCUGGAAUUGCUAACUCAUGUCGCCCCUCUACUGCUGAAAGACGCCUUGCCACUAGAGACCUGGCAGAAAAUCAAACAAACAUUGCUAGCCCAUGUCGACCAUCUACUGCUGAAAGGCGCGCUAUAACCAAAGAGCUGGCACCAAAGCAUGCCAACGUAGCUACCCCACGCCGGCCAUCUACAGCUGAUAGGCGCCCUAUCACCAAAGAGCCGGCACCAAAUAAUGCUAACAUUGCUACCCCACGCCGACCAUCUACUCCUGAUAGGCGCCUUACCACCAAAGAGCCAGCGCCUAAGCAUGCCAACAUUGCUACCCCACAACGACCUUCUACUGCCGAAAGGCGCCCUACACGCAGAGAGGUAGCACCAAAGCUUGCUGGUAUUGCCAGUCCAUGUUGGCCAUCUAGUGCUGAAAGGCGGCCUGUCGCAAGAGGGAUUGCAGAGAAGAAUGCUGAUGUUGUCACCCUGCGAAGACCAUCUACUGCUGAGAGGCGCCCUAUAAAAAGAGAAGCUGCUCCAAAGCAUGCCGAUGUUGUUCCUCUUCGCAGGCCUUCUACUGCUGAGAGACGCCCUGUUGCCAGAGACAAUGGGCUUAAGCAUGCUAAUGUUGGCAACCCUUGUUGCCCUUCAACUCCUGAACCAUGCCUCAGCAGGGGAAGUGCAGCAAAGCAUGCUGAUGUUGCCAUCACGCCUUGUCGCCCUUCAACGGGAGAAAGACGAGCUGUUGCCAAAGAGAAUACCCUGAAAUUGGAUCCAAAAACACCAAUAAGGUUGAGAGCAAUGCCGGGUAAUUCAAAUGGUGCUAUGGCCACAGCGGCUACUCCCCAGAAGGCAAUUACUCGAAAUCUUGUUAAAACUAGCAAACCAGAGAUGAAAAGCUAUGCUAAGGAAAGGUUAGAACUCCAAGUUGGCGGGAAACUAAAAUCUAGUUCUGUUAAUCUUCCUCCAAGGAAAGUUUUGACUUCGAAUGUUGGAGCCAAUCGAGUCGUAGAGAACAUCAGAAAGCCAAAUAAGCAGGGCAUUCAGGAGACAGUUGGAUCUCGAGUAUUUGCAUCAAAGAAUGCAACUCCUUUGCAGACCGGAAGCGCAAAGACAAGGGUACCAAACCGCCACCGCCUCCCCCACCACGCGGGGCAUCCCAGUCGCCGAGCAAGCCAAGCCCCAAUAAAUUGUCUGUUGGUGGUAGAAAGCCAAAGGCUUCUACUCCACACUGGCACUAACCCAGCCCCAGGUCUCCAUCCUCUAGGAUCCUGCUGA